This is a messenger RNA of Sinocyclocheilus rhinocerous, 1144 nucleotides long. Its product is annotated as arachidonate 5-lipoxygenase-activating protein-like. The coding region runs from base 525 to 1046 and encodes 173 amino acids. The transcript has 5 exons. NCBI's taxonomy places the organism in Eukaryota, Metazoa, Chordata, Actinopteri, Cypriniformes, Cyprinidae. Gene Ontology annotation, cellular component: nuclear envelope; membrane; endoplasmic reticulum. Gene Ontology annotation, biological process: leukotriene biosynthetic process. Gene Ontology annotation, molecular function: enzyme activator activity; glutathione peroxidase activity; leukotriene-C4 synthase activity. The record is from RefSeq and is a predicted model, not a curated record.
GUCUGCUGGCUGGUUUAGAGUAGAUGUCUUCGGUCCUGGAUAUAGAGGCCUCCUGAAAAUGCACAUCUUAGUUCCCCUAUUUGACAAGCAUUUCAUGAGACGUAGACACUGCUAAUGAGCUGAUGAGUUGAUUCAGGUGAGUCAGAUUAAAGAGACACCCAAAAUAUGCAGUGUUUGAUGACAUCCACAACCCGUAUAUAUAGAGUGGAAGACCAGCUGAAACCAGCUAAGACCAGCAAAACAAAACGGUUUCAGCCAGCAGAGGGCAGUCUUUCACUGCGAGACCGUCAACAGACCGUCGGUUUCAACUUCACAUUCAGAUGGUUAAACUUUAGUUUAUCCUAAAAUACCAACUGAUAGGAUGAGCUGUGCAACGGAAAAUGCAGCUAUAUCAGGAACAGGGUUUCCACACUCACAUAUUUUCUUUCAAAAAGUACAAAAUGUGCCAUUUCAUCAUGAAGCAGAAGUGACCCUCCCAUAAGGAAACGCAUCAGUUUAGCGGUGGUGUUAUCUGUGAUGCUAAAAUGAUCAGACAGCAGUCUGAGACAGACCGGCAGUUCAUACUAGAGAACAUGUUUGUUGCCGUGAUGGACAACAUUUUCUUACUGGUGCUGGUCACACUUCUCAGCGUCGUUCAGAAUGUGUUCUUCGCCUUAAAGGUUGAGAAAGAAUGCACCGGUCCACAUUCUAAACCUCAUUCUGCAGCUUUUGAGCGUUUGUCUUGUGCAAAUCGAAACUGCAUGGACACGUACCCCACAUUUCUGGCAGUACUGUGGUGUGCUGGUAUCUGCCUCAGCCAAGCUCCAGCUGCCUUUGCUGGCAUUAUCUACCUUGUGGUCCGGCAGAAGUACUUUGUUGGCUACUUGGGGCAGACUUGCCAGAGCACUCCCGGCUUCCUGUUCGGGAAACGCAUCCUCUUCUUCCUGUCACUCAUGUGUGUCGUGGGAAUCAUAAAUCACCUGAUGCUCAGCUACGGUGGCAGUGACUACAAAGAGUACAUCCAGACCAUCACCAAAGCAGCAUCAACCCUUCUGCUCUUGCCCUGAACUGUUCCAUACAGAUUUAACAGCAGAUGAAAGAGUAGUGCAAACACAUCAGUGUAGAUAAGAUCUUUUGGUUAAUGGUUUGUCAGUUAGUGAGAGGA